This is a messenger RNA of Clupea harengus (Atlantic herring), 1445 nucleotides long. It is a transcript of the gene mtrfr, whose product is annotated as mitochondrial translation release factor in rescue. Lineage: Eukaryota; Metazoa; Chordata; Actinopteri; Clupeiformes; Clupeidae. The record is from RefSeq and is a predicted model, not a curated record. Gene Ontology annotation, biological process: translational termination. Gene Ontology annotation, molecular function: translation release factor activity. Gene Ontology annotation, cellular component: mitochondrion.
GUAAGAAGGAGAAGAAAAUGACGGAAGUGUUUUAUUAUUAUUUUCUUUAAAUGUGUAGAGACCUUUUUUUUUCUGCCUAUGCGUGUGUCAAGACGUGUUUAGAAUCUAUGUGUAAGGUAUAUACUAAAACAUGAAAGAAGGCACUAUAUGUUCGACUGGCGAUCCCGAGAGUUAUCUGUGAAAUUACAUGUCCAUAAUGCCAUUGCAAGGUCUGAAGGAGACAUUAUGUCACAACCCUAGGGAACAUUUAAUGUUUUAGUUGUCGAAAGUCUCCGUAAGUUAGGCUACUGGACAGAAAACUUGAGAUGGCCUCUCGUGUUCUGCGACUAUAUGAAUGCGUCAGGGAAAUGGCGAGGUUGGGACACUAUUCUGGUCAAUCGUCACUCUAUAACAUUCCCUCAGGAUGGCCACAAAGUCAGGUGGCAGGGAAGAAAAUUUACUUCAACCUUCCCGAAGUGAAAGAGGAAGAUCUAGAGGAGCAGUUCGUGCGCGGAUCUGGCCCUGGUGGACAAGCCACCAACAAAACGAGUAACUGUGCGGUCCUCAAACAUGUCCCCACAGGUAUUGUUGUGAAGUGUCAUCAGACGCGCUCCUUGGAACAGAACAGGAAGCGAGCUCGGGAGAUCCUGAGACUGCGUCUCGACGUGUUUCUCCGCGGUGAGGAGAGCGAGGUCCUGCAGAACCGGAACGAAGCCGUGCUGAGGAAGCAGGAGAAACGGCGCAGAGCCAACGAGAACCUCGAGAGGAAGCGCAUCUUCAAGCAGAGCCUGCUGGAGGACCCCGCCCCCGCCCCCGCCCCCGCCCCCGCCCCCGCCGGAGACGGCAAGAACCAGGGCUGAAAUGCCUGCUUCACUCACUGCCAGGGUGAAGAACGUGGGGGACACACAUACCCCCGUCCCAAACCCAGAUGGGGUCACAUUCAGACAGAUGGGGUAAGGGCGUCCGGUUUGACCACUAGGUCUCAAUCUGCCCUGUGAAGUCUGCAGCGCUACCUAUGGACCCCGGGGAUAGAACCCAGACACGGUGCUCAUGGACAGCCAGCCUACAGUGUGACUCAAGGGUGGAGAAAGGAAAGUGAGGGGAGAAACUUUUUAAGGAACAAUUUGUGAAACAAGGGUAAAUAUACUGAUGGGAUUUCAUCUUAGAAAUGACCUUUGAUACUCCUUAAAAUAGACCCAUUGCAUGCGCAAAAACCUUGCAAUUGGGGCAAGAGUGUUUGGUGUGUUGUUGUGCAAUCCAAAAAUGUUGAGCGGUUCUAUACACAAGUUUUGAAGUUAGAUGUGAAAUGCCUUAUUAUUACAUGUCGUGUCAUAUUUCCAGUCCUGUGUGUGUGCAUGCGCAUUGCGUUCUGUGCCAGUGGCAGGAUGUGUGCACUGUGCAUGAUCUAGAUUAGGAUUCAUGCUCUUGAUCGGACUUUGAAUUAAAAAAAAGAGACUUUUAAUUUA